AGCUUAGGAGCAAGUAGCAGGUGGAGGCAUAGAAAAGGGAGACCUCCCUAGCAGGGGAGUUGCAACACCUUCAGAGCUUCCACCAAAGAGACUACUUUGUUGAAGGAACAUUGUGGUUUGUCACGAGAGUUUCUCUUGGAAAUGAGAUUUUCAAGAAAAAAAUAAUAAAUUACAUUUUCUCUUUGAUUGAUAGUAUGACUUAUACCAAAUGGCUGCUUUUGCACAGCUAUGGCUUAAUGCCCAGCAAGAAACCACCAAAGUGUUGGGGUUCUCUUUUGUCUAAGGUAGAUUUGUUCGGGUGUGGUUACUGUUAUUAGCAAUGUCAGCAGAUGAGAAAUCAGGGCAUUGAGAGUGGAACCUGUGAGAAUCCAUGUACCUUCAAAUGAGAAAUUGCCCAAACUCUUGAGAGAGCUUGACUCUGGGACUUCAGAACUUUCCUGACUGUUGGCCCUUUGUUCUUUUCCAGACACUGUGUAUCUUAGCCAACAUAGCGGAUGGGACAACAGCAAAAGAUCUUAUUAUGACCAAUGAUGAUAUCCUACAGAAAAUCAAGUAUUACAUGGGCCAUUCACAUGUUAAACUGCAGCUUGCAGCCAUGUUUUGUAUAUCAAACCUCAUAUGGAAUGAAGAGGAAGGUUCACAAGAACGCCAGGAUAAAUUACGAGACAUGGGCAUCGUAGAUAUUCUACACAAAUUGAGUCAGUCACCAGAUUCAAACCUUUGUGACAAGGCAAAGACAGCACUGCAGCAGUACCUGGCAUGAUGGGAACACCCCUGGGCACCUGCGAGCAUCCCACCUCCUUGUUUAAGGAAGUACAGGAACCAGCCUCAUUUGAUUCCUUCUAUUUGCACAAGUCACCUUGGACUGCAGGGAGCUGUUUUGCAAAAGCAAUUUAGUAGGCUUAGAUCUCAAAUUCAUCUUGAGAACAUUUUUUUGAGGUAGUAGUUUCCUCAGAAGACUCUUGGGUUUUGUUUUGGUUUUUUUCUGAGCUACCCGGACUCUUUACUGAACAAUCAAUCAUUUUCCUUUGGACCUACAAUUUUUUGCCUAUGCUGCAGCCACUUUGUGAGUGAGAAUGAAUAUGUCUGUGUGAACACACAGGCAUGCGUGUGUAUGUGCACGUACGUGGGCCAGAAUGAAUGGAUAUGUGUGUGUGUGAGGGAUACCUCAGAUUUUUCUUUUCUUAUUUUGUGUGAAAAUCUCUUUUCUACAGAUUUUCCAGGGUUUAAGCAUUGCUUGCUGUAUAAAAAACUUUACUGAAUUAUAUACAGUUUGAAUGAAAUGUUAUUUUAAAAACAAAACAAUUGUUAAGUGUUCCAUAAAGGUUAUGUUGAAUUUUGGUCAGAUGAAUAUUUGUAAGUAAAAAAUAUAUGCAUUUCUGAACCUCAACUUACAUAGAUUUUCUUUAUAUAAAAAAAAGAAAAAGUUGGCUAUAGCUGGCCUGAUUAACAGGCACUAUACAUGGUGCUGUGCAAAAUAGUAAGCUAGCAUCUUACUACCGUCAAUAUUAGCAGGUACAGAGCCUUUUUUCAUCCUAAUUCAAUAAGUUCUCAGGCUACCAAGUCAGAUGGACAGGGAGGAGUAAAGUGAGGCGACAGAUUCACCAUAGGCUUUUUGAAGCAUCAAAGGAAAAUAUAACUACUGAUAGUGAAAGCCCAGUCGUGACCCAGAUGGGCUUACCCUUGACAGGAACUGGGGACUGAGAGCCUCCCAACUGCCCUAACUCCUGUCAUUGGUAUACCAAUAUCUGGCCAGAUUUAGAACCAGUCAUGGAAACUUGCACUCAUAUUAAAAGUAGGUCAUCUCUUCCCAGAAACAGUCAGACACCUUGUGCUUCCUGAAACAGCAUAUAUCACUGUGAAACUAAAGAAUGUGCUACAGACACACCUGAACAAAGAACAGGAUAGUUUAGAAAGCUUUCUCUUACCGGUAUUCAGCAAAUUUCAUACUAGUUGCUCAGGAUUGCUAGUUGGUAUGCUUUUGUAAAAUGAGACUGAAAUUCAAUAAAAGAUGCAACUAAAAUCUUUUCCUGCAUGAAGCCAAAAGCACCCAGGUUGAGAGAGGGGCAAGGGAAUCUCCCCAGGAUGACUAAAGAUGACUUCAGCAAGUACUCCUAGCCCUUCUGCACCCCUUAGCUUGGUCCCUGCUCCAACUUCUGGGUCAGCUGCAAGGUGAACUCAACAGAAGUUGCUCUUGACUGUUUGAAGGUAGAAGCAGCCUGCCUUUUCUCUUUGCUAAAAGAAGGUCAGAGGCAUCGCAGCCAGGAUGCAAGGUCUGCAGUCCAGAAGCUUGCGGUGAGUGUGUGCCACAGAUGGAGCCCCAAGCCCACCUACCAGCCACUCCUGAUGGGGUUGCUCCCACUGCAGCUGCCCUAUCACCACCCUGCACCUUCCUUGGAAGAUUUAAAUGUUUGAUUGCGAAUGAAUGUUUAAAAAUGUAUUUAAUGCAAUUUUUCCUGCUCUCAACAUGACCACCCAAGAUUCAAACACAGAGAUUUCCAAGUUAUUAUUUUUUUAGAACAUCACUGAUUUAAAAUCUGUCACAACAGGACUUGGGUUUUGUGCAGAUAUCAGAAUGCUAAUGUGAGAAACCCAGUUAAAGGAAAACUUUGUUUAUUGGAAAGAAACUCAUUGUUUCUAGUACUGUGAAAAUAUCCUUGGUUGGCAUUGUUAACACAAAACACUGUAGUGUUGGUAUUAAAUAGUACCAGGUAAAUAUAAAGAAACCAAUAAGGAAUUGCUGAGACAAUCUUGAACCCAAAUAGCGUUAGAAAGCUGAAGACCCAAUGAAAUAACACUUUCACACUUAAACUCUGUGGUGAAAUCUUGCCUGUGGGUAUAAACAGAUGGUCAAAUUAAAAAUGCUUUACUAUAAUUAACUUUUCUGAUUUGAAUGAAGGGAAAUGUAUUUAUUGAAACAAAGCUGUUUGCUGCUUUAUGCAGAUGCAGUGUUCAGUCAGCAAGGAAGUGGGAAGAAUGGACAUGGUCUUGUGUCUACACCCAAGUUCUUAACUAAGCUUCUCGCUCUAAUACUGCAUUCUGUUUCUCCUUUUGUGCCCUGAUUGUAACCCAAAAUUUAUGAACUAGAAAAGAAUGUCCAAUUUAAUAAGUUGCAUUUUUUUUUCCCUUAAGCACUUUAUUCAGAACAAUACAUGUUCUUCUGGUAGUGUUUGGAUAAUAUGAUUUUAACACAUGCUAAUAAAAAAGCCAAGAAAAAUCAUGGCAACUUCUAAAAA
Messenger RNA from Cebus imitator (Panamanian white-faced capuchin), 3236 nucleotides. Its product is annotated as armadillo repeat-containing protein 8-like. The transcript is spliced from 4 exons. Gene Ontology annotation, biological process: proteasome-mediated ubiquitin-dependent protein catabolic process. The record is from RefSeq and is a predicted model, not a curated record. Gene Ontology annotation, cellular component: GID complex. The coding region runs from base 521 to 763 and encodes 80 amino acids. Lineage: Eukaryota; Metazoa; Chordata; Mammalia; Primates; Cebidae.